UAUAUAUCUAUAUAAAUGUGUUUGUCCACAUGGCUGUGCUGUGUUUCAGUGCACACGUUCCAGCUGGACAUCACGGCGCGGCAGGGCCACGAGAAGCUGCGGGAGAUGUUCGACAGGAACAAGCACGUGACCGACCCGCGCGUCAUCGACAUGCUGGUCAUCAAGGGCAAGAUGGAGCUGGAGGAGACCAUCAACGUCUGGAAGCAGAAGACGCACAUCAUGCGCUACUUCCACGAGACCGAGGCCCAGCGGCCGGCCGACUUCCUGUCCAGAUUCUACCACGGACACGACCCCUGACCUCUGACCCCUGAAGCGUGUCUGUUGUGAUUGUCUGCUUCUGGACUGUAAAUAUACACUGAUGCUCAAACUCUC
Molecule: messenger RNA, 372 nt
Organism: Sinocyclocheilus grahami
Lineage: Eukaryota; Metazoa; Chordata; Actinopteri; Cypriniformes; Cyprinidae
Gene: ndufa6
Product: NADH:ubiquinone oxidoreductase subunit A6
Exons: 2
Coding region: 16-297 (93 amino acids)
Biological process (GO): response to oxidative stress
Cellular component (GO): respiratory chain complex I
Source: RefSeq, a predicted model, not a curated record